AUGGAUGGCGAGGGCGGCAUCUUUGCAUUACUAAAAUGCAAACUGGACUACCCAUGCAAAAAAAAUUUCAACACAAACAAAAAGGAAAUCAAAAGAAAAGUCUAUUAUUUCUCCUGCAAUCUCGUGCCGUUCCUGGAGCUGCCCUUCCGGGUCCUCCACCCCGUCACGGAGCUCGAGGCGCUCCCAUCCCCGAGGCUCCUCUGCACGCACCUCCCGCACCAGCUGCUACCCUCAGGCGUGCCAGCUCUCGGCUGCCGGGUGGUGUACCUGUGCUGGGAGCCCAAGGACGUUCUCGUGUCCACGUGGCACUACAUGAACAAGGUGCACAAGGACUUCCACAUCGAGCUGGACAAGGCCUUGGACUUCUUCUGCCAAGGGGUCACUCUCUACGGGCCUUUCUGGGAUCAUUGCCUUGGGUAUUGGAAGCGGAGCGUGGAGGAGCCCGACAGGGUCCUCUUCUUCAGGUACGGCGAGAUGAUGGCUAACCCUACCAAGCAUGUGAGGAUGCUCGCCAACUUCCUCGGUGCUCCAUUCUCCAGCGAGGAGGAGAGCGCUGGGGUGGUGGAGGAGGUGGUGAGGCUCUGCAGCUUCGAGAGCCUCAAGAGUCUCCCGGUAAACUCCACGGGAGUGUCUGAUCGGAUUGGCGGGUUGCCGAUGGAGAACUCGUCCUACUUCAGGUCUGCCAAGGUCGGAGAUUGGCGGAACUACUUGACGGAAGAGAUGGCAAGGAAGCUGGACUGCAUCGUUGAGGAGAAACUGAAAGGAUCUGGACUGUCCUUUUCACACAUGGAGCUAGGCAGCUAG
This is a messenger RNA of Panicum virgatum (switchgrass), 804 nucleotides long. Its product is annotated as cytosolic sulfotransferase 5-like. Gene Ontology annotation, cellular component: cytoplasm. The coding region runs from base 1 to 804 and encodes 267 amino acids. NCBI's taxonomy places the organism in Eukaryota, Viridiplantae, Streptophyta, Magnoliopsida, Poales, Poaceae. Gene Ontology annotation, molecular function: sulfotransferase activity. The record is from RefSeq and is a predicted model, not a curated record. The transcript has 2 exons. Gene Ontology annotation, biological process: sulfation.